AGUUUGUAACCAACUGACAAGGAUUACCGUCAAAAUGGACACACCUCUGAUUUCCCAGUCGUGCCAUGUUCGUAAACCAAGCAGGCCAAAGAAGGGGCCCAUUUCGAAAUAUUCCCAAAUUUGGCAAAACUUGGAACAAAAGUUGACGGCAUAUCAUGUUGAAAAGCACGAGCAGUUGAUUAGAUCUGUUUUGCAAUUCUUUUCAAGCGGAUGUGACCAGAAGCAGGAGAACAUACCAACUGCCAUGAUUCGACUUGGCUCCAGCGUUUCCGACCAUUCCGGUGUCUUUGGUGAGCUCUCGAAUCAGCUACACAAAGUCACGCCUUUGAUUUGUCGUCUGUCGCCUGUCGAUUGCACUUCGCUUUCUGGAAUCCUUCAAAAAAUGUUUAAUGAAUUCAUAGCUGUGCUUAACCUCGACGAUGAGCCGAAAAUCAAAAGGGCGUUAAUCAGCUUUGAGAACUUGGUCCAAAUAUAUAAGCUCGUUGCUUGUGAGCAACCAGGGAUGACAUGUGGAAGUCCCAGGAAAAGGAAAACUUCGAAAUUUCGUCUGGGCGCAAAAAAGUUUAUUAUAAUUAUUGAAGACGUAACUUCGGUAAAAACUACAAUCCUUGAGGACCUUUCCCAGAUUCUGAAAACUCACCUCGAAGAGAUGGAUACCUGUCUUGUAUUCGGCAUUUCGUCGACGGCGCAGCAUAUUCACAAGAUACUAAGUUUACGAUGUGCUUCAAACCUUUUUAUCCGGUCGUUUUCUUCACCUCCCGUUGAAGAAACGCUCAAUGGGAUCUUUGAUCUACUCGUCCUCAAUAGAGAUUUUCCUUUUAAACUGGAGCCAGAGCUAUUCAACUGGAUGACCGACUUUGUUCUCUACCAUGAUUUUUCCCUGAAGACAAUGCUGCAUAUCCUCCGGGUAGCUCUGACAAUUCACCUGGAGAAAGUGGACCCUAAGACGAUAUACUCUAUGUGCAACCCGGGAACUGAUCAUGAAAUAGAUAAAGCUAUGUUGCUGAACAGCGACAACGACUCUCUGCGUGAGAAUCUUGCUAAUGUCCUGGUGAGUCUGGCGGGUCUACGACCAGGGAUCUUCAAGAACUGUUUCUUAAGCUUACAGAAGAAGUUCUUUGUUGACUCAGCUAUUUUUCGUAAAACUGAACAAGUUAUUCGGCUUCUAUCCGCUAACGAGCUUCGGCAGAGGCUUCAGGAGCAUGUGGCACCGCGUAAGAGUGGAGAAAUUGCCGACAAGCUUAGAGGGUUUUGCGAUUGCCUCGGACAAGAUGGUCUCGACGAGAAUUUGUCAGAGGCAGCGGAAAACGACUCAAAACAGUUCACUUCGAGGUCCGAAUGGAAACAAGCGAUGUUGGAAAGCGCAAGGAAAAAACGCACGACAAAACUUGACCUAAUACGCGAAGAUAUCAUCAGCUUCCUAAAAGACCAAGCGAAAAAUGUGCUGACGCUUGCAGAUUUGCCUCACGCUGAACAUAUUUAUAUCGGGAAUGUAUCAGAACUUCGUGCAAUGUUUGCCCCAACGCUACGUACCACCUUGAAUCGAGCUCUGGCAACCCCGUCUAGUGUUCUAUCAUGUCAUUGUUGUAGAGUAAAAUCAGCUGAAGCAUCAGCCUGUUUACCACCUAUUAGCAUCGUAUACAAGCUCCAUCUUGAGUGUGGGAAAAUGAUAAACGUUUACGACAUGCUGCUGAGUUACCAGUCUGUCAGGGAGGAUGAUUCGGAAGUGUCAAUCGCGGAGUUUCUUCGUGCUCUCCGCGAACUCCAAGUCUUAGGUUAUGUGAAGCCGACAACACGAAAAAUGGACCACCUUCAACGGUUGACAUGGGGCUCCUGUUGAUGCUGACGACC
Molecule: messenger RNA, 1851 nt
Organism: Varroa destructor (honeybee mite)
Lineage: Eukaryota; Metazoa; Arthropoda; Arachnida; Mesostigmata; Varroidae
Gene: Orc3
Product: origin recognition complex subunit 3
Biological process (GO): DNA replication initiation; DNA replication
Cellular component (GO): nuclear origin of replication recognition complex; nuclear pre-replicative complex; DNA replication preinitiation complex
Molecular function (GO): DNA replication origin binding
Source: RefSeq, a predicted model, not a curated record